Molecule: messenger RNA, 525 nt
Organism: Fraxinus pennsylvanica
Lineage: Eukaryota; Viridiplantae; Streptophyta; Magnoliopsida; Lamiales; Oleaceae
Source: the annotation of a GenBank genome assembly
AUGAACAUAUCAAAUUCUGAAUGUAGUAGUGGUUGUGAAUCCGGAUGGACUAUGUAUUUCGAUCAAUUUUCGAAUUACUCGGGUCAAGACAACCCGGGUUUUGGUAGGCCUGUUGAUGAGUAUUAUGGAAAAGGUGGUUAUGCCAACGAUGACACAGAAGGUGAAGAUCUAUCCAUGGUGUCUGAUGCAUCAUCUGGCCCUCCGAUUCUCGAAUAUGAGUACGAAAAAUCGCCCGUUGGACGUCAAACGAAGAGCAAGCAGAAGAAGAAAACAAAAGAGCAACAAAAUCUGUAUCAUGAUGAUACUGCUAGCUCACCUUUCUUUCAUUUCUCCCAGGACAAUGUAGGAUCUUUUAGCAAUCAAAAUCUAAAGGAACAUGUUCCUUAUUUCUCACAAGGAGCGUCUGCUGCAAAUUUCGAGGGUGAAUCUAACAGGAAAAAGCAUUUAAAUUUCCUCAAAUCUUCACUAAAAGGGAAAUCAGCAUCAGGAAAAUCAGAAGGUUUUCUGGGAAGAAAGAAGCACUAA